Molecule: messenger RNA, 3838 nt
Organism: Anguilla anguilla (European eel)
Lineage: Eukaryota; Metazoa; Chordata; Actinopteri; Anguilliformes; Anguillidae
Gene: znf217
Product: zinc finger protein 217
Exons: 6
Coding region: 642-3467 (941 amino acids)
Biological process (GO): regulation of DNA-templated transcription
Cellular component (GO): nucleus
Molecular function (GO): RNA polymerase II cis-regulatory region sequence-specific DNA binding; DNA-binding transcription factor activity, RNA polymerase II-specific
Source: RefSeq, a predicted model, not a curated record
AAGGCAGAACGAUUGUUUUUUAUACGUUCUCACAUUGUAUGAAGUUUGAAAGCGAUGGUGUUUCUAGAAUGUAAAGUGCCGGGGCUUUUGUAUGAGUCGCAAGUGAUUCACGGGGGAGCCGUGCAACAAAAGAAUUAAGCGAGGAGAGCAACAGCUGGCCUCUAGACCUGAUUCGAGCGAGAACGGAAGGUUUGUGGUUUGGUGAUUCCGAGCUUUUCGCCGAGCAGAGAUGCGUGUAUCCUCUUCUACUCACCAAUGUGAGGGAUUCCACAGGUGCUACAUGCCAGGACCUGAUACUCCUGCUCGUGUGUUGAUAGAUCAUCGGACUACUUAGGCUGGCACACCUAAUCUUCAAGCCUGCUUUUCAGGAACGCACCAUGGCUUAUCGCAGAGCUGUGCACUCUGUCAGGGCUGAUAAGUAAGUGCGCAUCACUGGACGUGUUAACAUGCCAAAGUGCUGCGAAGAGGUUGAAGGAUUUCUCCGCAUCAUCUGUGAACACGCCCUGCCUCGCUUUCCCGGUUACGCUUCGCGCCCUGCCUCGCGGUCCAGUCGACCAGUCGAUUAGCCGGUCGGGUUCUCUUGGAUUAAUUAAACUAUCUUGCGGACGUUUGCAACAUUGUUCGCACGCCACUCGGAAGACAUGCCCACUCACAACAUGAUUUCGUACGUGGAGACGCCCGACGCGCUGGGCCAGGACAUCCUGAACAACGGCAGCGCCAGCAUGCCCGGCGCCGGCUCCAGCAUGACGCCGCACGGCAGCGCCGGCGAGAAGCCGACGGUCCGCGCCCCCCCGGCCGUGGAGUGCAUGUUCUGCGACAAGACCUUCCAGCGGCAGGAGGAGCUGAGCCCCCACGUGCUCACCCAGCACCCCACCACGCUGUUCGGGCCGGCCGUCCUGCGCGUGGAGGCCCAGUUCCUCAGCCCCGGGGAGAAGGCCCGCCCCCAGGCUCCGCCCCCGGCCCCGCCCUCACCUGGCGACGGCACGGCGGAGAGGGAGGAGGAGGAGGAGGAGGAGCAGCGGGCGAGCUGUGCGGUGUGCGGGCAGGCGGUGGGCGACGCCGGCGAGCUGGAGGCCCACAUGAGGAAGCACAAGGACUCCUUCACCUACAGCUGCGGCCUGUGCGGCCGGCGCUUCAAGGAGCCCUGGUUCCUCAAGAACCACAUGAGGACGCACGGGAAGGCCGGCGCCAAGAGCCGCGCCCAGCAGGACCCGGAGACGCCCGCCACCGUCAACGACGUGGUGGUGCGGGAGCCGGCGCCGGCGCCCACCGGCUCCCCCUACAGGAUGUGCAUGGUGUGCGGCUUCCUCUUCCCCAGCAUGGAGGCGCUGGCCGAGCACAGCAAGGUGCACAGCCGCGAGCCGGACGCCGACGAGGACGGGGGCCCGGAGCCCGACCCGCGGCCGGCCCCCGAGGGCCCCGUCUCCCAGGAGGGCUUCCUGCGGCUCCUGGACCUGCGCCCGCGGGGGGCCCAGCCCGGCGCCCCCGAGAGGCCCGCCAAGUGGAUCGCACAGCUGGACCCCUUCAACACCUACCAGGCCUGGCAGCUGGCCACCAGGGGCAAGAUCGCCACGGGCCCCAGCCAGGCCAAGGAGCUGAGCCCGGACGCCGGCUCGGAGAACGACAACGACUCGGGCUCCGACAAGGAGGAGCUGGGCGAGAUCUGGACCGGCGGCCGGGCGGGCAAGUCCCUGAGGGAGGGGCUCCGGAGCGAGCAGAAAGCGGGCCCCUCCCCCGAGCCCGACCCCAAGGCCCAGGCCAGCAAGGAGAAGCCCACCCACUGCAGGGACUGCGGGAAGACCUUCCGCACCUACCACCAGCUGGUGCUGCACUCCCGGGUCCACAAGAAGGACCGGGCCGGCACCGACAGCCCCACCGCCUCCGUCGAGGGCAAGCCGGGCGUGGACGGCGGGGCGCUGGACAGGGCGGAGGAGUGCUCCGAGGACAGCUCCGAGGAGGGCGGUCCUGCCGACCUCGGCCACUCAGAUAAAAGUGAAGAUUACUUUGAUAAAUCCAAACUGAAAAUUCUGGCUCCAUCGAAGGAAUGCAGCUACUGUGGAAAGUCUUUCCGUUCCAACUAUUACCUCAACAUUCAUCUCAGGACACAUACAGGUGAAAAGCCGUAUAAGUGUGAGUACUGCGACUACGCGGCAGCUCAGAAGACCUCGCUCCGGUACCACCUGGACCGACGUCACAAAGACAAGCCCGACGUCGACCUGUCCAAGCUUGUGCCGACGUCCCCCACUCCCAGCGAGGCCAAGGACAGAGGACCUCAAGACCCCGCCCCGAAACCGGCCCCCAGCAUGCCUGUUAAAGCCGAGGCCUGGCCCGAGCAGGGCAAGCCGGGCACCCUCGCCCCUGGCGACCAGGAGCAACGGAAACACCUCCCACCCCUGGGCGUGAAGACCGAGGGGAGGGGAGCGGGGGAGGAGCCGUCGGAGGCGCCGCUGAACCUGUCCUUAAGGAUGUCCCUGUCCGUCUCCGCUACCUCGGUGCCCAAGAGCGCGCUGGUGACCAACGCCUGCGCUUCUUGCGCCUACAAAACCUUCUACCCCGAGGUGCUGCUGAUGCACGUCAGGCUGGCGCACAGGGACAAGCUGGAGCCCGCCAAGAAGAGCCACACCCGGAGCUCCAUCGCCGCCCUCAAGAGGAAGCGGCACACGGGCUGCCCGCCCGCGCUGGAGGGCAAGGACGUCAGCCCCCUGCCCCACUUCUACAGGAAGCACCCGCGCCGGACCAAGUCCCCCGUCCAUGGCCCGGAGACGGCCCCCGAGAAGGCCCCUCCCCCUCCUCCACAGCCCGCCCCGCCGGCCAGGCGCCCCGCCCCGCACGAGGCUCCGCCCGCCAGGGCCGCCUACGCCGACGCCCACUCGGGCAGGCCCCUGGCGGCGCCCCGGUUCACCGACCCCGAGAGGGACUGCUUCGUGGUGUCCGUCAAGCCGCCCAUCCAGGACAAGGACCGGCCGGUGGUGAACGGGGCGGCGUGGCCCCCCGACGCGCGGCCUUACCUCCCCGGCCGUUUGGGGACCCCGCAGGUGGACUACGGCGAGCCCUCCGCUAAGAGGGUGAAGUACUCCGGCCCCCCCGCCCGAGAGCUGGACCCCCCCGAGGUCAACGAGCUGCGGGACGGCUACACCCGACUGAGGCCGGCGGCGAGGCCAACCAGGAGCUUUCCUCCAGGCAGCCCCUCCUCCAAAACACUCCACCCCAUGGCCCCCGUCAAGCCCCCGGGGAAGGUUCCAGAAACGGACUGGAACGUGAUCAACAUCCUGCGGUCCUACAGCCCCAGCGACCUGGCCUCGCUCUACCACCCAACGGCGGGCUCCAGCCACUCAGCUUUUUCUGCACCUACUGCAGGGAGCCGGCCCGUGCCCUAUCAGCAGCACCCCAAUAGCGCGCUACAAAGGAGGAGCGGCGGCGGCCCCGCGAGCGGCGCACGCUGCGGACCCGCCGAUAAGAGCGCUUAAAAAGCCCCGUUUGACAGACCACGGUUUGAAGAACUGGGAAGGACCCUCGCAGCCCCCACCAUCCAACGCUCUGACUCCGAAGACCUCGACCAAUGAGGAAGGUUUACCCCAUCCCAUAUAAGCUGUGACCCCUCCCCAUACAUCUGAAACAAACACUACUUCAAUAGUGCUGGCGGCACCAUUACAAUGCGUUCAUUUUUGUGUGUGUGCGCAUAUAUAAAUAUACACACGCACACAUCUCACACACGCACACACGCACGCACUCCUCUGUAUAUGCCAGUGUGGUGGACAAGUUGGAUGUGUGCAGGAUUUCUGUGCCUAGAGGAAAGCUGAAAAGCUGAACCAGGGGUUUGGUUGGUUGGGUAUUUGUG